This is a messenger RNA of Cannabis sativa, 2629 nucleotides long. RefSeq names its product bZIP transcription factor 29. Gene Ontology annotation, biological process: regulation of DNA-templated transcription. NCBI's taxonomy places the organism in Eukaryota, Viridiplantae, Streptophyta, Magnoliopsida, Rosales, Cannabaceae. The transcript has 5 exons. The record is from RefSeq and is a predicted model, not a curated record. Gene Ontology annotation, cellular component: nucleus. Gene Ontology annotation, molecular function: DNA-binding transcription factor activity. Bases 575 to 2290 code for a protein of 571 amino acids.
UAGUAGAAGUAGUAGUAGUCAUGAAAUCCGUGGCAAAAUACUAAUACUAAUAUUAAUACUAAUACUAAUUACUAAUACAGUGAUUAGUGCUAAUCCUCUUCUCUCAGAAACCCCUGACCAGAAAAACCAAACCAAACAAAAAAAAAAAAGCUAGUUUCAGAUAGAGUGAAUAGAGAGAAGAGAGAAGAGAGAAGAGAGAAGAGAGAGAGAGAUCUUUGGCAUUUCCGCCAAAAGAAAAAAUUUAUUUAUAUUGUUACAAUUAUUGUUAUUGUAUAAUAUAAUUAUAUAUAAAAGGUUAAAAGGGUCGGCUUUAGAUUUGGAGGAGCUUCCGCCAAUUAUGGCAGACAAACAACAAUAGUCAGCUCUUGUGUUGCUUAAGAGUUUUGGAAUUUGAUCUGGUUUAUUUGGGAAAAGAGGGAAGUGGGUUAUGCUUGAAGUGGAUAUUGAAGUAUUUUCUGAGGUGGGUUUUUUGUUAUAUUGAGUAUCGAUCAUAUAUAUAAAUAUAUAUAUAUAUAUAUAUACAGAGAUAUAUUUAUAGGAGUCGGUGAUAUUGGUUUUGUUUGAGUAAGUUGAAAUGGGUGACACUGAAGAAGUUCAUAGUGAAAGGAUUCAAAGGCUUCAAUCUUCGUUUGGAACUUCGUCUUCAUCAAUUAUGAAACAACCUUUAGCCGUAGACCAACUAAGCAUACCUCAAUUAAACCCUUCACAGUUUCGUUCUCGGCAUUUUCCUCAAAGCUUUAAUAAUGGUGGUGAUAGUGGUAAGAGAGUGGGUAUACCACCCUCACAUCCUCACCAGAUCCCACCCAUUUCACCGUAUUCUCAGAUCCCAGUCUCCCGUCCGACCAACCAACAAAUGGGUUCUCAGAAUUUCAAUCCGGGACCAACUCAUUCUCGAUCUUUGUCUCAGCCAGCCUUUUUCUCUCUCGAUUCACUCCCUCCGUUGAGUCCUUCGCCGUACCGGGACUCGCCGUCGACUUCAAUUUCCGACCAAUUAUCGACCGACGUGGCCAUGGAGGACAGGGACUCUAAUUCCCAUGCGCUAUUGCCGCCUUCUUCGCCCUUUGGCAGCAAAGGUAGUUCACCGAGGGUUGGGGAGAGUUUGCCACCCCGGAAAUCUCACCGGCGUUCGAACAGCGAUAUCCCAUUUGGGUUUUCAUCACCCCCUUUUACUCCUCUGGGGGUUUCCAGUGGCUUUGAGCGGUCUAUGUCGAGCCGAGAGAACUCCGGGUUUGUAAUGAAGCAGCCCCCGGCUCAGUUGGUGAAGAAGGAAAUGAGUUGGGAAAGAGGUGGUGAAAGCAAUGCUGAAGGAAUGGGAGAGAGGAAAUCUGAGGGUGAGGUGGUUGAUGACUUGUUUUCGGCUUACAUGAACUUGGAAAGUAUUGAUGCAUUGAAUUCUUCUGGGAAUGAUGACAAGAAUGGCGGGACUGAGAAUCGCGAAGAUUUGGAUAGUAGAGCGAGCGGGACUAAGACUAAUGGUGGUGAUAGUAGCGAUAAUGAAGCUGAAAGCAGUGCAAAUGGGAGAACUGGAUCGAGUUCGAAUAAAAGGAGUGCUGGUGGAGAUAUUGCUCCAACCUCAAGGCAUUACAGGAGCGUUUCUAUGGAUAGUUUCAUGGAUAAGUUGAGCUUUGGGGAGGAAUCCCCGAAAGUGGAAGUUUCACAAGGAAAUCGCAGUGGACAACAUUCCCCGAGCGACUCCAUGGACGGAAACUCCAAUGCUUUCAGCUUGGAGUUUGGGAAUGGGGAGUUUAGUGGCGCUGAGCUAAAGAAAAUAAUGGCUAAUGAUAAACUCGCUGAGAUUGCAUUGACCGAUCCAAAGCGUGCCAAAAGGAUUUUGGCUAAUCGACAAUCGGCUGCCCGUUCAAAAGAAAGGAAGAUGAGGUACAUUUCGGAGUUGGAGCACAAAGUUCAGACUCUGCAAACAGAAGCUACCACAUUGUCUGCACAACUUACACUGCUGCAGAGAGAUUCUGUUGGGCUCACUAACCAGAAUAAUGAGUUGAAGUUUCGUCUUCAAGCUAUGGAACAGCAGGCACAACUCCGAGAUGCUCUCAACGAAGCCUUAACGGCCGAAGUUCAACGAUUGAAAAUCGCCACAACUGAGCUCGGUGCAGAUUCUAUCCCUUCUAAGUGCAUGUCACAGCUCUCAAUGAACCCCCAAAUGUACCAAAUGCAGCAGCAGCAGCAGCAGGCUCAUUCGAAUCAAUUCAACAACCAGCAACAUCAACAUCAACAGCAAGCCUCGUCGCAGUCUCAGAUUGGUAACGGAACCUCAAAAACCGAGUCAAGUUAAGGAUGUUCGAAAAAAAAAAGAUAAAAAAAAAACUUAAAUGGUAUUUAUUCAUUUGGUUGGUCUUCUUUAAUUGAGUCAUCGGUCUUAGUAUUUAUUAAGUGCAUUUAUUCAUUAGUUCUUUUGUCUACAACAAAAACAAGAAGUAGAAGAAAAAGUGUUGAAGGUGUGUUGUUUUUUAAUUAAAUGUCCAGCUCGGGCAGUUUGUUUUUGAGUCAUCUUAGUCUUUUUUCUUAUUAUUAUACAAGUUAAAUUUGUGUUUUGUAAUGUUUUAAUGUUCUUUUUUGUUUUGUUAUUAUUAUUAUUAUUUAUUUAUUAGUAUAUAUUUGUUGGAAUGUGAAA